AUGUCGAACGCGGAGGAACUCCUGAGAGAUUUCGAGUCGGACGAUGAGGAUUUCCAGGCCGGGGAGGAGAUCGAAGAGGAUGUUGAUGAGGAGGCGCUACAGCAGCCCGCACCCGAGAUCACCAACGAGUUUGAUGUCGCUGUGUCGACCACCGACGAACUGACGCGCCUUCACAAAAGUCUACGAGACCACUACUCCAUCAGAUUUCCCGAGCUCGAGACUCUCGUCACGAAUCCGAUCGACUACGCCAAAACCGUCGCCAUCUUGAAAAAUGGCCCCCUCAACGACAUCAAGGCCCUCUCGACCUCGGCCGACAACAUGGUCGGCGCGCCGCUGCGGUCCAUCCUCGACGGGCCAUCGCUCAUGGUGGUCGCUGUGGAGGGUACGACGACCCGGGGCCGGGAGAUGACCGAGUCCGAACUCCAGGCUGUGCUGGAUACCUGCGAGAGGAUUCUGAAGCUGGACCGCGAGCGCACCGCGCUUACCCAGAGCAUCCAGUCCCGGAUGAGCCAGAUUGCGCCGAAUCUUGCCGCGCUGAUCGGCCCAGAGACGGCGGCCCAGUUCCUCAACCAGACCGGUGGGUUGCGUGAGUUGGCCAAAAUUCCGGCGUGCAAUCUGGCUGCUCAGGGCUCGAAGCGCACGGAAGGACUGGGGUUUGCUACGAACAUUGGGAUUCGGUCGCAGGGUUUCCUGUACCACUCCCCUAUCAUCGAGGAUAUUCCAAACGAUCUCAAAAAACAAGCUAUGCGUAUCGUCUCGGCCAAGAUGGUUCUCGCCACGCGGGCGGACGUGUCUCAAUACAGCCCGGAUGGCUCCCUGGGUGAGGAGCUGAAACAGCAGUGCUACCAACGGCUAGAGAAAUUGACAGAGCCUGCCCCGAAUUCCGGUGUGAAGGCGCUCCCGGCGCCCGACGACAAACCGUCCCGUAAGCGAGGUGGACGCCGGGCUCGCAAGGCCAAGGAAGCUGUUGCCAUGACCGAGCUACGGAAGGCGCAGAACCGCCUUGCGUUUGGCAAGGAGGAGGCAGAGGUUGGGUACGGCACCGGCGAAGGCACCGUGGGGCUGGGCAUGCUGGGCCAGCAGAACGAUGGCCGGAUCCGCGCGACGCAGAUCGACCAGCGCACCCGGGCCAAGCUCAGCAAGUCGAACAAGGGCUGGGGCGCGGCGACUCCCGUCGGCGGGACCGCAUCCUCUCUGCGCGGGUUUGGGUCCGGCGCUGGGGGAACCGCGAGUGUUCUCCAAGCCAAGGGUCUCCGAACGUCUGGCGUGGGCACUUCCUUGGCUGGUACUGCAGGCACAGCCAGUACAAUCGCGUUUACGCCCGUCCAGGGUCUCGAGCUCGUCGAUCCCAAGGUCCAGGCCGAGCUGCAGCGCAAGCGCAAGGCCGAGGAGGACCGAUGGUUCAAGUCGGGUACAUUUACCCAGGUGGGCGGUCAGAGCAAUAGUACCAAGACCGGCGAGAACGGCGGGUUCAAAGUACCGCCAUUGCCCGCAAGGAAGAAGGUAGAUACUGGCGAGGGCAAGAUGGCACCGCCCCCGCCGCCUGUGAAGCCAUAA
Messenger RNA from Aspergillus clavatus NRRL 1, 1557 nucleotides. Its product is annotated as U4/U6-U5 snRNP complex subunit PRP31. Gene Ontology annotation, cellular component: U4/U6 x U5 tri-snRNP complex; precatalytic spliceosome; U4 snRNP. The transcript has a single exon. Bases 1 to 1557 code for a protein of 518 amino acids. Gene Ontology annotation, biological process: spliceosomal tri-snRNP complex assembly; mRNA splicing, via spliceosome. The record is from RefSeq and is a predicted model, not a curated record. Lineage: Eukaryota; Fungi; Ascomycota; Eurotiomycetes; Eurotiales; Aspergillaceae.